This is a messenger RNA of Blumeria graminis f. sp. triticale, 933 nucleotides long. The record is from the annotation of a GenBank genome assembly. NCBI's taxonomy places the organism in Eukaryota, Fungi, Ascomycota, Leotiomycetes, Helotiales, Erysiphaceae.
AUGCGCAGAAUCACCUGCGUUCUCGCAUUUUUGGUCACCAUUCAAGACCAUUCACUUUUCCGAAACCGGAUGGUUUUAGUUGGAAACGAGGAAGUUGCUAACUACGGCAUAUAUAAAAUGUUUCCUACGCAGCGCUUUCCGAAACCCAAAAGUAGUAAUAUAUUGAUGGCGCAGUUUAGAGAAUCUCAGGAGAGCACACUGAUUACGUCUUAUUGUUCGCCAUUUCUCGACAUGAACAGCAUUAUAAAUGAUAUCACUUCUGACUUGAUGAAGAUGAUAGAACCUGCAGACCUGGACUUUGAGGGGAAUAAUGUGGUAUAUAAUUACUGUCUUUACAGGAUAAGAAAUGGAUAUCAUUUAUUUUCAAAAGUUCCAGCGCUUUCCAUGGCUCAGUUUAUGGCCCGUAACAAAUGCCCAACUAGCAUAAUCGCCAGGCUAGCCUUGGAAAACUACUUGCGGGUCACAGGGAAAUACAAAUGUUUUGCUCCGUACGAAAAUAAUGCAGAAACAAUCAUGAUUGCAGACUCCCCGGUAGAUCUAUCCGUAGAAAUAUGGAAAAGUGAAAUGUUUAUUGGCGAAUCAAAAGGAGGGAGAUUACUAGCUCUAGCUUGGUAUCAAGGUCAUCUACAUAUCUUUGGGAAAAAAAAAUACAAACAUGACCACUGGUAUCUGGUUACUAAAGUUGGUAACGAGAUAAAUAAUGGAAAAUUGAUUUAUGACUUUAUUUUCCAAGAGGUUCAAUCAGUCAGAAACAUGAAAUCUUUAUUAGAGACGGAAAACCCUAAUUUUUAUGGUGCUAUUCAACGCUUCAUAUUCAAUAAUCUUACAGGACUAUACUUACACUUUCUAAAUACAUCAAUCUCUCAAAAUGUUCUAGAUGGUUUACAAAUGGUAGUAACACAGGGAUCAUUAGUAUGUAGCGAUGAUUCCUAA